AUGGCCCACAAGCUCACCUCCUCCCUGCCUGCGUGGCAGAAGCUGCAGCAGCUCUACGACACCAAGGGCAAGAAAAUCAACCUCGGACAGGCUUUCAAGGCCGACCCUAAGCGCUUCCAAAAGUACUCGCGCGAGUGGAGCUCCAAGGCCACCGAUGCCACCCUCCUGUUCGACUACUCCAAGAACCUCAUCGACGAUGAGGUGCUUGACGCUCUCCUUGCUCUUGCCGACGAGGCUCAGGUCAAGCAGCAGAUCGACGCCAUGUUCAGCGGCGAGCACAUCAACGCCUCUGAAGACCGUGCUGUGCUCCACGUCGCCCUCCGCGAUGUCCCCGGCGACUUCAAGAUCGGCGAGGCUGGUGUCGACGAAGUCAAGCCCGAGCUCGAGCACAUGAAGCAGUUCUCCGACGCGGUUCGCUCCGGCGCCCACAAGGGUUACACGGGCAAGAACAUCAAAAGCAUCGUCAACAUCGGAAUCGGUGGAUCCGACCUCGGCCCCGUCAUGGUCACCGAGGCGCUCAAGCCGUACUCGAAGCGCGACCUCGACGCUCACUUUGUCUCCAACAUCGACGGCACCCACAUGGCCGAGACGCUACGUGUCUGCGACCCGGAGACCACCCUCUUCAUCGUUGCCUCCAAGACCUUCACCACGCAGGAGACCAUCACCAAUGCCACCACCGCGCGCGACUGGUUCCUCGAGCACGCCAAGGACAAGGCCCACGUCGCCAAGCACUUUGUUGCGCUCAGCACCAACGUCAAGGCCGCCACCGAGUUCGGCAUCGCCAAGGAAAACAUGUUCAAGUUCUGGGACUGGGUCGGAGGCCGAUACUCGCUCUGGUCUGCCAUCGGCCUGUCCAUCGCCAUCGUGAUUGGCUUCGACAACUUUGAGCAGCUCCUCCUCGGCGCCCACGAGAUGGACCUGCACUUCAAGAACACCCCGCUCAAGGACAACCUGCCCGCGCUGCUCGCGCUUCUCGGCAUCUGGUACAUUGACUUCUUCGGCGCCCAGACCCAGGCCAUCUUGCCCUACGACCAGUACAUGCACAAGUUCGCCGACUAUUUCCAGCAGGGCGAUAUGGAGUCAAACGGUAAAUUCAUUACCAAGAACUCGGAGCGCGUCGACUACCAGACCGGCCCCAUCAUCUGGGGCCAGGCGGGCACCAACGGCCAGCACGCAUUCUACCAGCUCAUUCACCAGGGCACCAAGCUCAUCCCCUGCGACUUCAUCGCCCCCGUCCAGACGCAGAACCCGCUCGGCAAGCACCACGAGAUCCUCCUCUCCAACUUCUUCGCCCAGCCCGAGGCUCUUGCCUUUGGCAAGUCCGAGGCCGAGGUCAAGCAGGAGCUUGGCGCCGAGGCGAACAACGAGUUCCUCGUCAAGUCCAAGGUGUUCGAGGGCAACCGUCCCACCAACUCGAUCUUGCUCCACAAGAUCACCCCCGCUGCCCUCGGUGCCCUCGUGGCCCUUUACGAGCACAAGAUUGCCGUUCAGGGCUUCGUCUGGUCCAUCAACUCCUUCGACCAGUAUGGAGUAGAGCUUGGCAAAAAGCUGGCUCAGAAGAUCCUGCCGCUGCUGGAGGGUACCGAUGCAUCCAAGGUCGAUGAUGCCGGUCACGAUUCUAGCACUUCGGGACUCAUCAAGUACUUCCUGUCCAACCGCAAGUGA
Messenger RNA from Sporisorium graminicola, 1665 nucleotides. RefSeq lists its product as uncharacterized. Gene Ontology annotation, molecular function: monosaccharide binding; glucose-6-phosphate isomerase activity; carbohydrate derivative binding. Gene Ontology annotation, cellular component: cytosol. Bases 1 to 1665 code for a protein of 554 amino acids. Gene Ontology annotation, biological process: glucose 6-phosphate metabolic process; gluconeogenesis; glycolytic process. The transcript has a single exon. The record is from RefSeq and is a predicted model, not a curated record. Lineage: Eukaryota; Fungi; Basidiomycota; Ustilaginomycetes; Ustilaginales; Ustilaginaceae.